AGAGCGGGUGUAUCUCCUUCAACUCCACCACCCACACCGUCUUUCGUCACCAACAUAUACUACGUGAAUUUGCUGGUAUCUAGACUUUUGGGGUAUUUUUGCUGAAAGUCAACGAAGAAUUUGCAACCUGAGGAGACACCUUCACAAUGCACGUGAGCUACCCAUCGACAUGGUCGCAUCGAAAAAAAUUGGAAUGAUGGCUUUUACUAAAUUAGCAUGUCUACUUCUACUUUUCUACCAAUUUUCUCUAGUUUCAAGUAUUUCGCAAAACGAGUUGAACGAGCUUUCUCGAAAAUUCAAGUACUACCACUCGGCGGUGAGGCCCGCCGCACCGGAUAACUUCGUGUCGGAUAGGAAUGGGACUUUCUUUAAUAUUCCAGUGGAGAUUCAUUUGUUGGCGACGAGGAUUGUUAAUAGAAACCUCUACCUCGAGGUGAUAAUAGUGAUGACCUGGAUAGACGAGCGUCUGCGGCUCCGCGAGCUCCAAGAUCGAUUCUCAAUGCCGUCAGAAUACCCGCCUUGGCAUCCGUCUCUAGUCUUUGCACCGCCUGUAACCUCGAAAUACACCACACUUGCUCCAACUUCUGGCACAGUGAACAGCUAUAACACUAUCAAAACUACUGUUGAAUGUCAGACAAACGCCUGGAAGUACCCGUUCGAGAGCUUCACGUGCACGCUGUCCGUGGGCCCGGAGGGUGACGAGACGCUUACUGUAGCACAGUUUCACGACUUGAGAAGCCAUACUCAGAAGUUGCUGACUAAUGUGUUUUUGGGAGACUACCCGACCUGCAGUCUGGAAUUUAUCUUCAAGUCAGAAUGGCCUCGCGCACUGCUCUCCUCAUUCCUCCCUAGCAUUCUAAUAGUGUCCUCCGUCUUUUUCGCGCAGUGGAAACGGCGGAAAAUUCAAAUUUUGGUGUCCCUAGCGGCCAUGGUUGGCAUAUUGAUUAUGCUGUGCUCCCAGCGCCCGUACACCUCCACAACUCUAAUGGAUCUCUGGUUGUGUGCCAAUUUUAUUCAUUCUGUAUUUUUAGUUUUUGUCGAUUUAACACUUCCGGCUCGCCGAGUUCGCUACACUUUAAUGGUUCAUGUCGAUGAGGAAAAGAAGCAGGCGAAUCCCGUGAAGAUUAUGACUAGUGCUGACACAGAACACAGCGGACCCUUGCGAUAUGUAAAUCAUGUUAUCGAUUAUUUGAUGAAGAAAGAACAUAAGCCGAGGACGACGAUAGUCACCGCAUGUCCUGGACCGACGCCCAUCCAACGCCAAAUCACGACCGCCAUGUUGGGAAAUCGAAAACGGGCGGCCCUUUUCUGUAUUUUCUUGUCCUAUCUCACUUUUCUAUUGAUUUAUGCAAUUAUUGUCAUAGUUAUCGAUUGAAAAUAAACAUUUUCUGGAUU
Molecule: messenger RNA, 1395 nt
Organism: Caenorhabditis elegans
Lineage: Eukaryota; Metazoa; Nematoda; Chromadorea; Rhabditida; Rhabditidae
Gene: lgc-33
Product: Neurotransmitter-gated ion-channel ligand-binding domain-containing protein
Exons: 7
Coding region: 170-1375 (401 amino acids)
Biological process (GO): monoatomic ion transport; excitatory postsynaptic potential
Cellular component (GO): membrane; postsynapse
Molecular function (GO): extracellular ligand-gated monoatomic ion channel activity
Source: RefSeq, marked reviewed